Molecule: messenger RNA, 3012 nt
Organism: Malania oleifera
Lineage: Eukaryota; Viridiplantae; Streptophyta; Magnoliopsida; Santalales; Ximeniaceae
Product: inactive TPR repeat-containing thioredoxin TTL3-like
Exons: 7
Coding region: 412-2592 (726 amino acids)
Cellular component (GO): cytoplasm
Molecular function (GO): protein binding
Source: RefSeq, a predicted model, not a curated record
ACACGAAGAGAGAAAACAGAGAGCUUGUUUCUCGGCAGCCACUCCAGGAGGCUGUGAGACCUGAUUAACACAUCUUCCUGGGGGUAGGCCUGUUUCAUGCCCCAAAUUUCCACGCAAUCGAUCAACCAAUCAAUCCCUCUCUCUCUAUCUAGAAUGGGUUCUGUGAAGUUAUUGUAGCAUUUCAUUGAGUUAUGUUUCCCUGGUUUGUAGUUUUCGUUGUAAUAUAGAAUCACAAAUGCGUAUGUACAUUUGAUAAUAUCUCUUGAUUCCUAUUGCCCACCAAUGAUUUUCUUCUUCAGCCCAAUGAUUUUCUCCAUAUUAUAUUAUUAGUAGAAUAGACAGCCAUUCCCUUUCCAUAUAGAGCUGCGCCCUCAGAUUAAAAUCAAUCAAGCAGGGGAGAUUUACAGAGUGAUGGCAGAAAUGGCGGGUGACCCAUCGGAGAAGCGGUCGGGUUGUGGAAUAUUAGGUGCAGUUUUCGGACGCCGGGGGUUUUGGCUGAGAAGAACAACCUCGUCUGCUUCCCUCCCCCCCAUGAACAACAACAACAGCAACAAAAACAAUGUUCCCAAAGUCCCAAGCAGCCCCAAUUCGAAGCGGUGGCGAGGCAAUUCCAAUGAGACUGCCUUUGCAAAUUCGCAAAACCAGUCGGAUGCUCCUCCCAAACCUGUUGAUAGACCCAUCACCAAAGCAGCUCCCCCUUGCAGUGUAAAGCCUGUGCCUGUGUAUCAACAGAAUCAGGGGAGGAGAAGUACCCGUGAUCAGGAAACAGCAAUGGUAACCUCAAGCGUACAGAGAGCUUCACAAAACCAAGGCUAUGGGCAGAUGAGGAAGGUGCCAAAAGAAGCAAUUGGGAUCUCUGGGGAGCUCGAAAGCAUGAUCGCUGAUCACCAGAAGGCGAAGGGAAGUAGUAACCUUGUCCGUGCUUCUUCGAGCAAUGUCAUGCUAUUAGGCAAUUUGGGUAACUUGAGGCAGCCCGGAACUGGGAAUUCGGCUUCAAACGAUAUAAUGGAUUUUUUCCCAAGGACCGCGAGAGAGGAGCCAUCAAUGCCUAAUGGGAAAUAUGCAAAUAGUGUGAUGGGGAAUAUAGUGAAGCAGGCAGCACAAUCCAAUGAUUAUGUGAGCAAAGAGCAGCCAGCUUCCCUGUGCAGAGCUCUAUCGACGAGAAUGGACCCAGAGACCUUGAAGAUUAUGGGCAAUGAAGAUUACAAGAAUGGAAGAUUUGCAGAGGCUUUGGCUUUGUAUGAUGCUGCAAUCUCUAUAGACCCGAAUAAGGCUUCUUAUCGGAGCAACAAAAGUGCAGCCUUAACUGCACUGGGUAGGCUUCUUGAGGCGGUUUUCGAGUGCAGAGAAGCCAUUCGGAUUGACCCUUAUUAUCACAGAGCUCAUCAACGUUUGGGAACAUUAUAUCUGAGAUUAGGAGAAGCGGAGAAGGCAAUAUAUCACUACAAGCAUGCAGGGCCAGAGGCAGAUCCCGACGGCAUUGGCAAAGCUCAAAAGCUGCAGGCUCAUCUCAACAGGUGCACGGACGCGAAGAAGCAACGGGAUUGGAACUCCCUCAUUAGAGAGUCCAGCCAUGCUCUAACAGCCGGUGCCGAUUCUGCUCCGCAGAUAUUCGCAUUGCAAGCGGAGGCCUUGUUGAGGCUGCGCAGGCACGAAGAUGCAGAUGCAGCAUUGACCAAGGGUCCUAACUUUGACGUCGACGAGUGUACUAAAUUCUUCGGCCCAAUUGGGAACACAACUCUAUUACUGGUUCGGGCUCAGGUCGACAUGGCUGCUGGCAGAUUCGACGAUGCUCUGGCAGCGGCGCAGCGGGCGGCUCGACUGGACUCGAACAACAAGGAGGUGAACGGGGUGGUUCGGAGGGCUCGGGCGGUAGCCGCCGCCCGGUCCAACGGGAAUGAGCUCUUCAAGGCGUCGAGGUUCUCGGAGGCGUGCGUCGCAUACGGAGAAGGGCUGGACCACGACCCCUACAACUCCGUCUUGCUCUGUAACCGCGCCGCUUGUCGGUCCAAACUCGGCCAGUUUGAGAAGGCGGCGGAGGACUGUACCGCUGCGCUUAACGUCCGACCGUCCUACAGCAAGGCCAGACUUAGAAGAGCUGAUUGCAAUGCUAAGUUGGAAAGAUGGGAAGCUUCGGUCCAAGAUUAUGAGGUGUUGGUAAGGGAAAGCCCAGGAGACGAAGACGUGGGCCGGGCGUUGUCGGAGGCCCAGAAGCAGCUCAAGAAGCAGCGAGGGGGAGACUGGAAAGAGCAAGACGCCGGCAAUUAUGGCGGCGGGGAGGAGCUGGCCGUCGUCUCCAGCGCCGACCAGUUCCGCCACUUCGUCACGUUGCCCGGAAUGUCGGUGGUGCUUUUCUGCAACAAGCCAGGCGACAGGGCAACGUUGCAGUUCUUGGAGCAGCUUCGCAAGCGAAACCCUUCAAUUAACUUCCUCAAGGUGGAAGUGGAAGAGCUGCCGCAGUUGGCGAAAUCGGAGGGAGUGAGCUCAACGCCGGCGUUCAAGAUGUACAAGAAUGGGUCCAGGGUGAAGGAGAUCCCGGGGAACAGCCACGAAUUGUUAGAGAGCUCGAUCAAAUACUACAGUGCCACGUGAUUUAAUUUACAGUAGGAAUUGAAUAUUUGAAGUACGUAGGAAGAAUAGGAGCGGGUGGCAGGGAGGAGCUGCGACUAUUUCAAAUUUAUUUUCCACCUUUAGUGCCAGAGGAUGAACCGGACGCAGACACGGACGCAGAGAAAUGGAGAAGAGGCAGAGGUGGGAAAGGAAGAAGCUCAGCUGGAAAGGGAAGAGUUAAUUAAAGCGGGGGCGGUCGGAGCUGCCAUUGCUGUCGGAGCUCGCAAUGAGAAAAUUCCAACGGGGGAGGAAACGAAGGGGACAGCGUGAGUUGCUUCUGUAUUGUUUAUAGUGAACGUGUGUGUAUGUCUUUUGCAUUAGAGAGCGGUUAGUUGUUAAUUACUUUCGAGAACAUGGUGGCAAAGAUGGCCUCAAUUGAUCAUAAUCCUUUGUUAUCCUCAA